UGGGGAAGAAGGAUUCUCGUAUCAACGGGCAUUUAUGCACCAAUGGGGGUUACUAUCAACGAGAAAACCGAUCGUCUCUACUGGUGCGAAUACAACGGGAACGUGUACUCUAUCAUGAAGGAUGGCACACAAAGGAAAACACAUUACACGGACAGAGUGACCAAGCCUCACUUCAUGGAUAUAGCAGUCUUCAAUGGCUUCCUCUACAUUGUAGAACUUACAGGAGCAUCCUUGUGAUCCCCGAAAAGGACAAUCCUACACAUAGAGCUACACUUUUUUCUGGAUCAUUCAAGCAAAUAACAGGGAUCCACGUUUUUUCUCCAAAUUCAGUGGAGACAGGCUGUGCUGAUGGAAGAUAUGGCACUGGUUGUACAAGUGUGUGUGGCCGGUGUGCUGGUGGCAUGUCUCUGUGUGAGAAGACCACUGGAUCUUGUUUGGCUGGGUGUGAUCCAGGGUAUUCUGGGAACUUCUGCACUGAUGAAUGCAGUCGAGGAACAUAUGGCAAUAAAUGCUCUGAGUUGUGCGGACAUUGUCAAACAGGGACCACGUGUCAUCAUGAGACUGGACAAUGUCCAAGCGGCUGCCAAACAAGUUGGCCAGGGAACAAGUGUAAGGAUAGAGGUCCCCCUGAAGUUGUGAUCUUAUUGACCGAACGCCACACGCUUCUCACCCCAGGAUCUGUCUACAGAUGGGAUAUCUAUGGCCACAAGCUGACACGACACCCUCUUAUUUCUAUCACCACCCCCACAGCCAUUGACUAUGACAAUGUCAACAAACGAAUCUACUGGACGGAUAUCAGCAGAGAGGAAAUCCGGAGUGCUGAUCUCACUGCUGGAGAUAAUACACUUGUAGCAAAGCUAAACAACAUUUCUUACCCGGAAGGUCUCAGUGUUGAUGGUAGUGCCGGCAAGAUCUUCGACACGGACAGAGGAAAUAAAGUCAUUGUUAGCAUCAAUAUGAAUGGGUUUGCAAGAACAACGAUCGUGAGGUCAAAUGUGAUCUACCCCAAAGGCAUCAUAGCAGACAAAAUCGACAGGAAACUGUACUGGGUUGAUCAUUCGAUUGACACAAUCAGUUCUUGCAACUAUGAUGGAGUUGGAAGAAGGAUUCUCGUAUCAAAGAGCAUUAAUACCAUUUAUGCACCAAUGGGGGUUACCAUCAACGAGAAAACCGGACGUCUCUAUUGGUGCGAAUACAACGGAAACGUGUACUCUAUCAUGAAGGAUGGCACACAAAGGAAAACACAUUACAGGAACACUCGAGUCAAACCUCGCUUGAUGGACAUCGCUGUCUUCAACGGAUUUCUCUACAUCAUUGAUAGAACAUACAGGGGCAUUCGGGUGAUCCCUGAAAACUUGAACUACACGCACAUGGGAUUACUUUCUUCGAGGUAUUUCAAAACCUUGACAGGAAUCCACGUCUUCUCUCCUAACUCAGGAGAAACAGGGUGUCCGGACGGAAGAUACGGCGCUGGUUGUACAAGUGUGUGUGGCCGGUGUGCUGGUGGCAUGACCCUGUGUGAGAAAACCAUGGGAUCCUGCUUGGCUGGGUGUGACGCAGGUUACGAUGGCAACUUCUGCACUGAGGAAUGCAAGCCCGGAACAUACGGCAGGGGGUGUUCCUCCUGUGGCCACUGUAAAGAGGGAACAACGUGUAAUCACGUGUCCGGAAAGUGUCCGAGCGGCUGCCAAACAGGUUGGCGGGGAGACACGUGUCAGCAGAAAGAAUGCCCAUCUGGAAUGUAUGGAUCACAAUGUUCACUUCCGUGUGGGCGUUGUAAGAACGGACCGAUGUGUAACUCAACUGACGGUGCUUGUCCGCAAGGGUGUAGCGCCGGGUGGAAAGGGGCCACGUGCAAAACGAGAUGCAGCCGGCUGUACUACGGGGAGAACUGUGGAAGAAUGUGUGGCUACUGUCGUGGAGAUACGUGUAGCCCUCUCACUGGAGUAUGUCCAAUUGGGUGCCAGACCUACUGGAAGGGGCCUCUUUGCCAGGACCUAAAUGUUUUAACCAGCCCAGCAUCCCUGGCAAGAGGAAGGUUCGUUGAUGCUCUCAUCUUCGCUGCUGCUGCUUCAAGGAUCUUUAAACUGUUCAUUUGACAUUCGUGUUUGAUGUGAUAGCUCUUCCGAUACCAUAUUGUCUUUCCCGUAUAAACACAGUUCAAAAACAAAUCCUACUUAUACAUGUAAGGUGAUUAGUUGUGAUAUGUCGUAAAACAUUUACAGUUCCUGGUUGUUUAUCAAUUUACAGAUUAGGGACAUAUGACAUAUGCUCUGAAAGCAAGUCAUACAUGGGGUAGUCUCUGUGUAAUUGAUGUUAUCUGGAGGUGAAUGUGAAAGUUGGAAACAGCAGUGUCGGAUAAACCGGAACAUCCGAUUCAUUCAACACAAAGUACUAAUUUGCUUCUAUGAGAGUCAACUGUAUAAUCUUGGAUAUGUUAGAUUGUCAAAUCAGUCAUUUCGUGAAAUGACUAAAGAUUUCAGUCGUGAAAUGAAUAAGAUGUCGCCAGUCUUUAGUCUUGGUAUCACUCAUCCACACUACCAGCAUGUCUUUUAUGUCGCCAUUUGCCCUGUCAUCUGAUCCUUGACUUUGGGGAUGGCGUGGCUUACCAUGUACUCGUGCUAGUUCUGGCCAGACGUGUUGAAUUUCUUUAAUAACAUGAGACGUGAACUCUGAUCCAUUAUCAGAUUGGAGGCUCAAGAAAAUGUCAACGUUGUCCGUGGUCUCAAUAGGCAAAACUUAGUUAAGUGAUCCUGAUAUACCAUAAUCCAGAGAAAUGGCUGACCCACUUAGUAAUUUCACGAAAUGGCUGACCCUCUUAGUCAUUUCACGAAAUGGCUGACCCUCUUAGUAAUUUCACGAAAUGGCUGACCCUCUUAGUAAUUUCACGAAAUAACUGAUUUCUCAUUCUGACUGUAACAGACAUACUCAGCAGGCAUGCAGUUAUUUUCGGUGUAAUUUGUUGAAUAGUUUGUCCAUACUACUUCAGUGUGAACUGGAUUCUAAAUCCAUUGGUCUGGUAUUUGUAUCGUGUUUCGAUGUGUAUAUAACGAAUGUUAUUAUAGUAAAUGGUGACGUCUUAAUGGUACUAGUUAUGCUACUUUUACAUUGUGACGAAUGCUGAUGUAUUUGAUAUGGUAAGACACAAGGGUGAGAUUCUGUUCUGUUAUCAAACAUCAUUCAGUAUGUGAACACUAGUAUGAAGUGACUUUGCGAAAAAGUGUAAAACGUAAGGCUACCAGCUUCAGUAGAAGCGAGAUUUGUGAUGUCAAUUUACUGUGGUGUCAUGGUAACGAAGACGCCACAAUGGUCUGCUGAUCUUUAUGAUGCAAUCUGAUUGUUGUUUAUUGUCAUCUCACUAAACCGGCACCUACUUUUGGUCUAACUUUAGAUAAUGUUUUUAUGAAAUAGUUAUAGCAUAUUUGUGUCAUAUUUUUAUUAUUGCAAUUUUAAAGAUGUUAUUUUUAUUCAUUUAUAAAAUUGUUGAGGUUAUAUUUUAUUUGUUUGGGAAAUUAUUAUAUUUUCUUUAUUCUUUAUAGUAGACUCUAAAGGAGAAGUAUUAACUAAAAACACAAAACACAAUUUCAGAAUAAGUAAAUAUCAAGAUAUGCAAUCAAGUUUCUCAUAUCGAAAGUAAGAAGCACAAAAUAAGAGUGGAAAUGUAAUGAUGUUAUGAUGCAUUUGUUUACCGACAUAAACAGGUCAGUGUUUAUCCCCUUAAGUUAUGACGUAAUUGGUGCAAAUUUGAAUCGGUCCCCUGGCUAGUCCUAAGGCAAAAAUAUCCACAUUAAUGUAUGGACAUAGUAUGUAAAAGGUAUGCAAAAUCUGCAACAUUAUAGAUUGAUCGUACUUACUUUCAUUCAUAAAAGUUCAUCAAAUAUUUACCACAGUGUUGACGAAUGACAUCGCUACCGGUGACUGGGUUCUCAAAAUUCACGUUAUGGGACGUUUACUGAAGGGUAGUAUUCACAUAAAUGUGACAAGUAAUCAGAAACAUUCUGACAAACUGCGCAUUGUCAUUCGCUUUUAUUGUUUUCAUUGUAAUUGUAACAAAGAGUCGGCAAAGCUGAUAACUACCGUUAUGGUUGUUCAGAAAUUAUGACAUAUCCCAAGAGGUUAACACAGAAGGCUGCGCAGAGGGACACAAGAAUCACACUCUUGUACCUACACCACGUGAUACGUGUGUAAUAGGGUCUAAUGACGUCAUUCUGUUAUCAAUUGGCACCAGUGACGUCAUAUUGCAAGGGACUUAAGCCAUGGUGUAUUUAUUAUGGAAGUAAGGACCCCCCGUAAAUUUGAAAAAAUUGAAUAUAAUAACCAAAAUAAAAUAAAAUACUUAUUAACUUACUUCCUUACUUACUUACUCAUUACUUACUUAUGAUAUCUGUAUUGCUUUGGCUAUGAAACUACUAAGCAAAUACCUAUUGUGCAGAAAAACUGCAAGUAAAAUAAUGUUUUUAGUGAACUUCCCCUUUAGGAGGUUCUAUUUAUUUGUUCAUCUAAAAAUCUUUUAGUUGUUCUAGUUAUUAUCAGGGUGUUUUGUCAGUCGACUCGCUGUGUAAUAUGUGCUUCUAUGUUUCUGUUUUAUACGGCACUCAGCGAUAAUCCAGUUAUAUCAACGCUGUCUGUAACAGCCGGUUUGGAAAGAGAACAGUUGCAUGUAAUAACACUGAACACUGUAAAUACACUUUCGUUUUAGAAAAGUAUAUAUUUGGUGAAAACUAAAGACAAAUCUAAAUCUUUUAUGCUUCCUAUCACUGAACCCGACCCCCGAUCUUCGCUCCGUACUCCCCCAUCCAGAAAUCGCCAGUCCCUGACGGACUUUACAUAAUAUUGACAAAGGGCUUCAUAGGCUUUGAAUCUCGUACAAAUUAUUUUGUGUGUGGCUUUUUUUAUCUUUUGUUUUGAUCUGUAGAUUUGUUUGGAGCUGUCCAUUUUACUCAUUUACUCAAGAUUGCGAACUUCCGAUAUUUGUUAUUCCUGUUCAGAAUGUAGAUUUGCUGAUUUUUAUUGUUUCGUUUAUAUUUGAUAUUAAUUUAUAAAAUUAGAAAUAAACUCUUGUGAAUAUUGUAA
Messenger RNA from Haliotis rubra (blacklip abalone), 5073 nucleotides. Its product is annotated as low-density lipoprotein receptor-related protein 1B-like. The coding region runs from base 402 to 2099 and encodes 565 amino acids. NCBI's taxonomy places the organism in Eukaryota, Metazoa, Mollusca, Gastropoda, Lepetellida, Haliotidae. The transcript has 15 exons. The record is from RefSeq and is a predicted model, not a curated record.